Messenger RNA from Bolinopsis microptera, 1442 nucleotides. Its product is annotated as 26S proteasome non-ATPase regulatory subunit 11B-like. Lineage: Eukaryota; Metazoa; Ctenophora; Tentaculata; Lobata; Bolinopsidae. The transcript is spliced from 7 exons. Gene Ontology annotation, biological process: ubiquitin-dependent protein catabolic process. Gene Ontology annotation, cellular component: proteasome regulatory particle, lid subcomplex. Bases 16 to 1266 code for a protein of 416 amino acids. The record is from RefSeq and is a predicted model, not a curated record. Gene Ontology annotation, molecular function: protein binding; structural molecule activity.
ACAAAUAAUUUGAGCAUGGAAGAGUUGGAACAUGCGUCAUCUAUUGAGCUGAAGGAUCCUGACCAAGCAUUAAAGCUCUACCAUGGCAUCACAAACCAGACUGUCACAUCAGAUGAUGAGGCUAAAAUCAAGGAGGUUGAGCUGGCUCUUAGCUCCAUGGGGAAGCUCCUAGCCAAACAGAACCAGGCCAAAGAGCUAGCUAGCCUGAUAAAAUCUAUCCGUCCUUUCUUGGGAGUUGUGAGCAAGGCAAAAGCCAGCAAAAUCGUCAGGGAACUGGUGGACACUUUCCUUGACAUGGGAAGCAAGACUGGACUGGAGAUUCCUCUUUGUCUGGAGUGUAUUGGAUGGGCUAAAAGCGAGAAGCGAACGUUCCUAACUCAAGCACUGGAAGCACGUUUGAUAUUGUUGUACCAUUCUAACGGUGAUUAUUCUGAAGCCUUGAAUACUGUUAACCGUGUCAUGAAAGAGUUGAAGAAAAUGGACGACAAGCAACUUCUGAUGGAAGUUCAACUUUCGGAGAGUAAGGUUUACCACACUCUCGGAAAUGUCCCCAAAGCUCGAGCAGCUCUAACUUCAGCCAGGACAACCGCUAACUCAAUAUACGUACCCCCUAAACUGCAAGCUGCUCUGGACAUGCAGUCUGGUAUCCUGCACGGUGAGGAGAAGGACUUCAAGACUGGUUUCUCCUACUUUUAUGAAGCUUUCGAGGGUUACGAUUCAGUGGAUCACCCCUUUGCCAUGGACGGUCUGAAGUAUAUGUUGCUCUCUAAGAUUAUGUUGGGUGUUCCCGAUGAUGUACAGGCUCUUCUGACUGGAAAGAUGGGACUGAAAUAUCGUGGUCGAGGUAUAGAUGCCAUGAAAGCCAUCGCUGAUGCCGGUAAAAAAAGAGACAUAUCCAUCUUCAACAAGACAAUAGCAGAAUAUGAUGAUGAACUGAAGAAGGACCCCGUCGUGCAGAACCACCUGAAGUCCCUGUACGACAACCUGUUGGAGAAAAAUUUGGUUAGAAUAAUAGAGCCUUACUCUCGAGUUCAGAUCGCCCAUGUUGCUGAAACAAUCAGCCUACCUUACGAAGUUGUAGAGAAGAAGCUCUCUCAGAUCAUCCUUGACAAGAAGUUCUCAGGUAUCUUGGAUCAGGGAUCAGGCGUACUCAUAGUAUACGACGGCUCCGAGUCAGAUCAGACUUACACCUACGCCCUUGACACGAUAACUCAUAUGGGAAAAGUCGUGGAUGUGCUCUUCAAGAAGGCACAGAAAUUGUCAUAGUUUAUGAGACUGGAGAGUGGCGAGCCAAUUAGUGGACACUCUUCUUGACGUUUACUGGCUAAACGAAUAUUAUUUACAAGCUCUGUUUUGUACAUUUUCAGGACCCUGAAAUUACUGCAAUUAUAUGAUAAUUUGAUUUGCAUUGUAUUGUAAGAUUCUUUAUAGAAGUAUUAUAA